AGUUGCAGCACACAGGGCCAAAAUAACUACAUCUCUACUACUACUAGGGAUUAAGGUGUAUAGGUGAAAAUGGUGCAUUCAUUAUUCUGGCUCCUGCCUCUUUUAUACAAAAUGUGUCCGGGACAUGCUUGGGUGGCAGGUAACUUUCUUAUGACGGGACCCAAGGCCUAUCUCACCUAUGCAAGAAGCGUGCAGAGGGGCGCGCAGGCUGGGAUUGAGGAGUGCAAACACCAGUUUGCUUGGGACAGAUGGAACUGUCCCGACAGUGCAACUCAGCUCAAAGGACUAAAACGCGCCACCAGAGAGACUUCUUUCAUCCACGCUAUGAGUGCAGCGGGGGUCAUGUACACUCUGACCAGGAACUGUAGUCUGGGAGACCUCGACAACUGCGGCUGUGAUGUCUCCAAAAACGGAAAAAUUGGCGGCCGUGGCUGGCUGUGGGGUGGCUGUAGUGAUAACGUGGAUUUCGGAGAGAGGAUUUCCAAACAGUACGUGGAUGCGCAAGAGACUGGUCAGGACUCCAGGGCUGCUGUCAACCUGCACAACAACGAGGCAGGGCGGCUGGCCGUAAAGGCAACAAUGAAGCGCAUCUGUAGAUGCCAUGGCAUGUCUGAGAGCUGCAGUGUCCAAACCUGCUGGACACAGCUGUCAGAUUUCAGAGAAAUCGGCAACUACUUGAAGAUCAAGCACGGUCAAGCUCAAAAACUGGACAUCGACAAAAAGCGCAUGCGGGCUGGCAACAGCGCGGACAACCGAGGUGCCAUCGUGGACGCGUUUGGCAGCGUCGCCCAGACAGAGCUCAUCUACCUGGAGGACUCCCCGGACUACUGCAGGAAGAACAGCAGCUCGGGACUGCACGGCACCGAGGGCCGGGAGUGCGUGCAGCACGGAGAGGGUUUAACUCAGUGGGAGAGGCGUAGCUGCCGCAGGUUGUGUCAUGAAUGCGGGCUGAGGGUGGAAGAGAGGCGCACGGAGGUGGUGAGCAGCUGCAACUGCAAAUUCCACUGGUGCUGCACGGUGAACUGUGCAGACUGCUCUCAGGUUGUAGUCAAACACGUGUGCGCCGGGAGGGAAGGUGCCGACGGCCACGGUGUUAGACGGAAAUACCGUGAACCCAAGUGAGAAAAAAUAGUAUAUGGAUCUGUUACCAUAGGCUACAUCACUGUAAAGUCUGUUGAAUAAUGGUCCAUAUCAAGAUGUUAAAUGUCUGUUUGCACUUUUCAUGUCUCCUUUAAAU
Molecule: messenger RNA, 1237 nt
Organism: Perca fluviatilis (European perch)
Lineage: Eukaryota; Metazoa; Chordata; Actinopteri; Perciformes; Percidae
Product: protein Wnt-8a-like
Exons: 6
Coding region: 70-1122 (350 amino acids)
Biological process (GO): multicellular organism development; canonical Wnt signaling pathway; neuron differentiation
Cellular component (GO): extracellular region
Molecular function (GO): frizzled binding; cytokine activity
Source: RefSeq, a predicted model, not a curated record